UUCAACUCUCAUAAGUGAAAGGAUCUCUUAUUAUAAUUUUGUGUGAAAGUUUUCAAGAUGGUUUAUGAAUAUACCAAACCCCGAGCGCCGAUUGCGGCCAUGUACAACAGUCCUGGGCCGUGUUAUGGAUUACCUGCCCUGACGGGUCAAACAAGUCACGAUCCAAGAAGUUCACACACAAAGAAGCCAGCUUACUCUUUUGGUGUACGCCACGGUAAAUUCUCGGAUGACUGCAGUCCAGGACCUUGUUAUUAUCCAGAUCCUAAAAUCUCCAGAGGAGGAAAAGACGGGACUCCUCAUUAUUCUUUGUACAGUCGUAACCAAGAUGGAACUAUGUUUAAAACACCAGGUCCAGGGGCUUAUCAGCCUGAACACUCAGGACCUUCGGCCAGUUACACCCAUCCUUCCCACAGUUUCGGUAGUCGACCAAGAUACAGGAGAAGUGACAAUGUUCCAGCUGCCAAUAGCUAUAGUCUCCCAGGAAUGACCGGCAGCACCGUUCAGAGUGGCAAACGUCAAGCUCCUAAAUUCAGUCUUUCAGGUCGCCAAAGGACGGGAGGUUUCUCUGAAGAUUUGGCCAAAGCCCCAGGACCAGGAACUUACAACACAACAGACCCUAGCACCUUCAAAUCCAAGGCACCAUUAUACAGUAUGACGUCCCGAAACACCAUGCCAGGUGAUGCCACACAGAAACCCGGUCCCGGUGCUCACUCUCCACAGGACACAUGGGCCCACAAAAACAAGAAACCCGAAUAUUCUUUUGGAAUCCGCCACAGCCAGUAUACAGCACCUUUAAUUGUUGAUGUUCAAGAUUAAUUUAAUUAAUGUGUGCUUUGGACAUUGAACUUUAUUUUUUUUUUACAAACGGUCACAUGGGUGCCAUGACUAUGUGUCUUCUCACCAAAGAUUGUGUUCAUUCAUAAAAAAGAAUACUCUGAGUUUUAAUUCGGAAUAUGCCCGAAUUAGACCACCUUGCCACUUGUUGUUAAAAUUCAGGAUUAAAUUCAUGUUUUUCUGUUUGUGAUAAACAUUGCCUACUGGAUGCAUGGCAUCAUCAUCCAUAAAGACUUUUGAGAAGACAAUCUGUCGGAACUCUAUUUAUUUUUAAAAGGAGAAGAAAUUAUCUUUCCCUUAAAUUAAUGGUUUAACAUCGCUCGUAGGCCAAAGUACCCGAGAUCCAACAAGUUCUCAUAUAAAGAAGCCAGCUUAUUCAUUUGGUGUAUGUCAUGGUAAAUUCCGAGAUGAUUGCAGCCCAGGGCCCUGUUAUUAUCCAGAUUCUAAGAUUUCCAGAGCAGGUAAAGAUGGAACUCCACGCUAUUCCUUGUACAGUCCACGACAACUAUGUUUCGAACACCCGGUGUCGGAAAAUUCGGGGCCACCAGUCCACGUUAAU
Molecule: messenger RNA, 1393 nt
Organism: Patella vulgata (common limpet)
Lineage: Eukaryota; Metazoa; Mollusca; Gastropoda; Patellidae
Product: outer dense fiber protein 3-like
Exons: 1
Coding region: 58-816 (252 amino acids)
Cellular component (GO): cytoskeleton
Source: RefSeq, a predicted model, not a curated record